Cladocopium goreaui is the source of this 3267-nucleotide messenger RNA. Lineage: Eukaryota; Dinophyceae; Suessiales; Symbiodiniaceae. The record is from the annotation of a GenBank genome assembly.
GCCAGUUGAAGGGCACAGUACGUCCCAAUGUCCUGUGAUGAGCGGCCUCAAGCAACCAGAGGCUCUGAAGUGUGGUGUCGUUGCAACAGCAGAGGGCAUCUCAUUUCUGCAGUGCACUCAUGCGAAGCAGAUGCCAACCGACAACGCUUCUGCUAUUGGUCCAGGGAGCUGUCAUCAUGCCUUCCAAGGCAAGCACCAACUACAGAGAACCAAGUGGACUGUCCAAAGGCAUUGCAGAGUUUGCCGACGACCUUGCACCGUCCAGGUUUGCUGACCCUUGCAGCUUGGAACGUCGAGUGGCUUUUUGACGGAAUCAAUGACCCAUUGCCUGUUCCACAGAUGGAUGCAGCCAAAGUGUCAUCCAAAAUUCAGGCAGUAGCUGCCGUUCUUCAGGAGAUUGGUGCAGACAUCAUUCAUUUUGCCGAAGUGGAGAAUUGCAGAAUUUUGAACUUGGUGGCGGAAAGACUGAAUGGUUCAUACAACCCUCUGAUGAUAUCAGGAACUGACACCCAUUUGCGGCAGCAGGUCGCCUUGCUGACAAGUGUGUCCCCAACAGCAUCUCUGACGCGAAGUGCGGAACGUGUUGAGCUGGUUGCCCAUGGACGUGGGCAAGGUGAGAGCACUGGGCUAAGUAAACAUUUGAUCGCAGACUUUUCCAUAGCUGGGCGGCAGCUUGAGAUUCUGGGGCUGCAUUUAAAGGCCCAGCCACACCAACCAGAUGCACGUUUGAAGCGUGAAGGUCAGGCUAGAAUUGCACAAAGCAUAAUUCGAAAAGCCUUAGAAAUGGGCAAGGAUGUGAUUGUCCUUGGGGAUUUGAACGACUUCGAUUCGGAGGUCCUCGGUCCUAGUGGUGAAGUUCCCACCUCUUCUGUCCUUCGAAUGUUGAAAGAUGUCGACGACGAUGGACGUCCAGACCUUUGGAAUGCUCUCAGCCGCAUCCCCGUGGCGGAGCGCUACUCAUCUUGGUAUGACAGGAACCAUGAUGGAAGGUUCCAGUAUGGCACUGAAAGGGAACUGAUAGAUCAUGUGCUUGUGUCCAACUCUCUAAGAAAUGCCGUCGUAGAUGUUGGCAUUUUGCACAGGCACGAUCCGACCAUAGUGAGCGACCAUUGGCCCUUGUGGAUCCGAAUCAAUCUUGAAGCAUUGGCUUCUGCGACUCCUUAUCACUCCUCUGCAGAAGAGACAAGACCUUCGUCGCGGAAACUCAUGACAAGCGUGCCAGGAAGGGACAUUUUUAUCGAUUUUACUGCCGCAUGGGGGGUUUUAGCAGCUGGUCUCUUGCUGGUGAUUUGGUGCAGCAAACGAUUUGGGUCAGGGGAGCGCGCAGCACGGCACGAAAAAGAGCAGCCUUGCCCAUUGAUGUGGAUGUUGCUUCCGGCAUUUAGUUCCACUAUGACCACCAUUGUGCACAGCCUUGUCUCAGCCACUGCAGCGAGUUGCUUCAGGGCGCUACAGGUGGUGGCCCUGCGGCCUCCUGAGGAAAUCCCUAGGACCGCUUCAAAGGAUGCUCCCAUAUCUCCGGUAUCGUUUGGCUGGGCGAGCGAAGAGCAGAAGGAGAAGGACCUGGUGCAUGCGACGGCAGAAGCACUGCCAGAGCUGCAUGCUUGCCUGGAUUCCUUGCGGAAGCGGUUGCAGCAAGAGAAGGACACCGCGCCAGAAGUGAAUCAGAAGUUGCGAAUAAUUGCCACUGAUGAAGACAAGAUGAGCAAAGAUGACAAGCGCGAAUUCAUAAUGUUUGAAGGUCAGCAGGAAUACGAUUGGGAGAGGCAAAUUAGCCUGAAGAUGAAGGAGCAGAUGAGGAAAAGAGACGUUCAUACCAAAGAGUGUCUCCAAAGGGUUUCAAGGGCAUUGAACCGACGGUGGCGCCGUGAGCGCGACAGGGAAAAAGCCCGAAGCCUCGAACGAAUCGAUGCCCUAAUAAAGGCCAUGGAUGCCACUGAGGCUGAGCUGGACAGAAUCCGGAAAGAGCACUUGCAAAUUGCCCAGGAGCAGGUGGACGAGCUGGAGUCCGAGCGACGGCGGCUGCAGGAACAAACCCGUGUUUUGAUGGGUGCAGCCUUGGUCGUGCGGCAAGAGAAGGCUCGUAUCAAUCAGGCUUGGUACGCAGAGCCUCGUGAGAAACGAGCCCUCACGUUCCAGUCUUUGAAGAUCAUAAGGAGGUUGCACUCAGACAUGAUCAACUUUCCUGUCACAGCAGAGUUCAAGCAGAAGCAUUCAGUCCUCCUGUACUCUCUUCGAAUGUUGGAGGGCCGACUGCGCAAGGAUUGUCCAACUGCCAAAGAUACUGACGUACAAGAGGGUCCACUGGAGGAGACUCCAGAGCUCAAGGCACAGUUGGAUCAGGUGGAUGCAGAGUUCGAAGAGCAACUUGCGGCUGACAUUGACGAACUCAGGGCAGUUAGCCGAGCCAAGGCCCAGCGUGCCAUGGCCAAGGAGGCGGCGCAACGGCGCCUAGCGGCUGAGGAGUACUUGGCACCAGCUUUAAAAGAAGCUGCAGAUGCAGUGCUCCGAUCGGAAAGAGCUGCGCGGCGCACAGAGAUUGCAGAAGACCUCCUUCGACCUGUGGCAGUGCUUUCGUCACAGCUUGGAGCAGAGGCUUUCCGACACGAGCAGCUCCACAAGGGGAACUGCGAGCCGGCAAGCUUUGGUCCAAAGCGAAAACGACAGGAGGCAUCCUUGGGCAAGACCUUGGAGGUUGUGGAGAAUUUGCUGACCCAACUGGAUGCCGAGGAGGUGAAGAAGAUUGCAGCAGCUCCAAGCACCCUGGGCAAGGAACCUGAGUGGGAGGAAGCCUUGGAAAAAGCCUCUCGGCGGUGGAAGCUUUUCUGUGCCCAGCAUCCUGCAACAGUGCCUGAAGAGCAAGAAACGCCGCGUGGAGACAAAACUUUCUCUGCGCAGACAUCAAUUGCCAGCACGCUUGCGCUUGAUUCGCUUGAUGGCUUGGAGGACGAAGUGGAAGAAGCACCAAAGAAGUUGCCACCGCCGCCACCCAGGAAGCAGGCUCCCAACCGGCCACCAAGUGCCGGGAGCAGCCGGCCUCCAGCUCCAGUUGCCAAGCCAAGUGCUAAACCAGCAGCCCAGCCCGGAGCAAACCCUCAAGCCUCCGGCCAAAGCACCAAAAAGGGUGCUGCUUUGCUGGAAAAGUUGGAUGAGUUGUCUGCCACCAUGGACCGUACCUUGGGCAAGAACUCUGCCCUCAAGAGCACCACACAAAGUGUUGGUGGCCGCGGCCUGAAGCCUCCAGGAAUUGGAAAAGGAAAGCGAUGA